CAAGACUGCUCCGUCAGCCAGUCAUGAAGGAGCUGCGACUGAGGGGAGGUGAGGGAGGCUCCGGUUGACCUCUCGAAGAUGUGAGACGACUUACUGAACCUUAACGGAAAGCUCGACGUGGCCAGGUGUAAUAGAUCAGUGCACAUACCGGGACACGUGAAGCACACCUAACACACUUACUCGCUGCUAGUGAAAGGUGAAUAUUUGCUGUGUAUUUCCCGAGGCAUCAAGUGCAGCUAGAGCGUUUUAUGACGAAGCCAGGCGUGUGUACAAAGCAGUGACGACGACAGGCAGACUUGCCUGCACGUCGUGAAGCUACGCAAGCCUGUGUCCACCCUGUCCAUCCCUGGGUCGAUGAAGGGAGGCGCAGGCGGCGGAGGCGGGCGCAGCGUGGAGGGCGAGGACUCCGGCAUAGCGCUGGUGGGCGUCCACUCCGAGUAUCCACGUUACACCGAAGAGAAGGGCGGCUCAGGGGGAGGCAAGAACGCCUCCUUCAAGCUGCGCAACAAGCCUAACGUCGGCUACCGCCUCGGGCGACGCAAGGCGCUCUUCGAGAAGCGGAAGAGGAUAUCAGACUAUGCCCUCGUCAUGGGCAUGGUUGGCAUCAUCGUCAUGGUCAUCGAGAACGAGCUAUCCUCGGCCCACGUCUACGAUAAGCACUCCUCCGUCUCCCACGCUUUGAAGACCCUGAUUAGCGUGUCAACAGUCAUCCUUCUCGGACUAAUAUGUGCCUACCACGCCCUUGAGGUGCAGUUGUUUAUGAUCGACAACUGCGCUGAUGACUGGCGCAUCGCGAUGACGUGGCAGAGGAUAGCGAGGAUAGUGAUGGAGCUGGUCAUCUGUGCCGUCCAUCCCAUCCCGGGCGAGUACUAUUUCUACUGGACCACCAAGCUCUCCAACCAUGGCGGGGUGGAGGGGUCGCAGUGGGUGCCCAUCGACAUCACUCUCUCCCUGCCCAUGUUCCUCCGUUUGUACCUUAUCUGCAGGGUGAUGCUUCUCCACUCCAAGCUCUUCACAGACGCAUCUUCGAGGAGUAUCGGAGCGCUGAACAGAAUCAACUUCAACACUCGAUUUGUCCUCAAGACGCUGAUGACCAUCUGCCCGGGCACGGUGCUGCUCGUGUUCAUGGUCUCACUGUGGAUCAUUGCCUCUUGGACUUUGCGUCAGUGUGAGAGGUACCAUGACGAAGAACAUGCCAAUUUGUUGAACACCAUGUGGCUUAUAGCGAUCACAUUCUUGUCCGUGGGGUACGGUGAUAUAGUCCCAAAUACUUACUGUGGGAGGGGUAUAGCGGUGACCACAGGCAUCAUGGGGGCCGGAUGCACAGCACUACUGGUCGCUGUGGUCUCACGUAAAAUGGAACUUAGCCGAGCGGAGAAACAUGUUCACAAUUUUAUGAUGGACACCCAGUUAACGAAAAGGUUAAAAAACUCCGCGGCCAACGUGCUGCGGGAGACGUGGCUCAUAUACAAGCACACGAAGCUGGUGAAGAAGGUGAACCACGGCCGCGUCAGGACCCAUCAGCGCAAGUUCCUUCUCGCCAUCUACGCGCUGAGAAAAGUGAAGAUGGACCAGAGGAAGCUCAUGGACAACGCCAACACCAUCACCGACAUGGCCAAGACCCAGAACACCGUGUACGAGUUGGUGUCGGACAUGAGCGGGCGUCAAGACAUGCUGGACGAACGAGUCGGUUCCAUGGAGGACCGCCUUGCCUCAAUCCAGGAGUCCCUGGAUGCUCUGCCGGACGUGAUGGGUCGCUGCUUGCAGAAGCACCAGGAACUGCUGGAUCAGCGGCGUUCAACGGGCCCCUCCUCCAACUCCCUCCAUCCUGACAUGGCGGCGCGGGCCACCGGCUACCCAGCCCUUACGGCUAGUCAGUCUCCGAGAAGUGCAAGUGUUUGGCAGCAGCAGCAACAACAGCAGCAGCAGCAGCAACAACAACAACAACAACAACAACAACAGCAACAACAACAGCAACAGCAACAAACACAGAGCAAUGUGCCGCCGCCCUUGUACCCCAGGACGGGGUUAAGUCCGACGUUGCCGGGGCUUCCGGCGCCAGCGACCGCUGUAAAUAGUUUGUCAGGGGAGCGGUCGCCAACAGCGCUGAGCGCACAGUCGCUGCCCAAAUCGGAGGCAUGAAGUCAAGCCGUCCAGCUGCGGGCAGCAGCAGAAGUGAGAGUAGCAAGUGACGUUGUUUGUAGGCUACUGCUGGUGUCCGCACUCUGCUCUCUUCAAUACUCGCCAUCACACCAAUAUCACUUUCACACUCUUGCGGUCCACCUUGAGUACUGUCUAUGACGGGGACUUCAUGGCUACUGUGUGGCCAAUUCACCCCAUGCUAUCUUCCCACCCACCUUACGAACCUCCGCUCUUUUCAUAUCACUCAGUGCACAAUGUGAUAUUAGGCAAGCAGUUACGGAGGAAGGACACCUGAACCGUGUCUAGCGCUAGGUCCCCCCUCGGUGCUCUACCAUCAAUACAACUCCAGCAGAGGUUAACAGUCGCUAUUAGUAGGAAAAUUAGCGUGAAAUAUCUCGACACACUGUGAUGUUUAGGUUGUUCAUAAAUCACGAAACCCAACAGUUAUUUUAAGAAAAUAUUCUGGGCGAGUGUCAGUUCUCUCCAGCAAUCACUUCGCUGUAGUCGCUACACAGAGAACACCAGCCGCCACUGUGGGGUCACCUCAGUCCCUGGUGGACGCUGGGGUGUCCGACGAGGUGAAUGAACUGGCAGUAGCCACAGCUUCUCCUGACUACUAGGCAAGCAUAGGUUAGUCGAUGGCGUUAAGUCCCUGGCGGACAGUCAUCCCUACCUCAGGAGUUACUUUGGCCCAAGAUGUAUCUUCUGCUGGAGGGCAUUAUUGUUGGUGUAGCUGAGGAGUAUAGAAAAUAUUAUUUUUUUUCGGGCGUAAUAACAGAAAAUAUGAGCCUGAAGUCACUCCUUGACUUUACUUGUCAACUGCCUCGAACUACAAAGGGUGGUUGGUUAUUAUCUCGUCUACAACAUAAUAUCCUCUUCUCCCUGGGCCGCCGCGGCGACACUGGGCGGCGUUUACCCACACGGCCUGUGUGUGUGUGUGUGUGUGUGUGUGUGUGUGUGUGUGUGUGUGUGUCUGUGUCUGCAUGCGCGUGCGUGCGUGUGUGCGUGCCUGUGUGCAUGAAUGCGCACGCGCGUGUAUGCUUGUGUGUGUGUGUGUGUGUGUGUUCAGAUUCCAAAUGUCUUUGAUAUUUUUCGAAUGAACACUUGCAACACAUUAUGAUAUAAACAUAAAUAUUCUGUAAAUGUUCACAGCAGGACCGACAGGUGAAAAACACCGCCGCGUGCGUCCAUAACACAACACUGUGUUCAACCUACGUGCACUACCCAGUGUCAUGCCCGCGGCGAACAGUCACCACGUGCGAGCAUUCUUCUCAACAGUAAACCUACAAAAUCAAUUAAAAAAUCCGGCGAUAUCUGAAGAUGCUGCUGCUUGCACGGUCACCUCGCAGGUGGAGACGGACCCGCGGGCACCUGUGACCCUGCGAGGCGCAAACAAAACACUCCUCUGAAGGGAUGCCCACGGGUGUCUGAACAACAACUUCAGAUUAGGGAGAGGAGAGCCUUCUGACGGUGGCGGAGCUCCCGGGCCGCCGCCGCUGUUAACAUAUCAGGCCAGGCCAGGCCGGGCCGGCUGCUGGCUCUGGUGCUUCACGUCCUCACCCUGUCCCCGCGUCCAGGUGCUUCUGUGGCCUACGUACAGUGCUUUCGUGGGCGAGGUCAGUGAGCGAGCAACUUUACCUCACGGCAAAGAGACGGUUUCUUAAAUUGUGUACUACAGAACUCGACAUGAUGCCCACACACAGAUGUACAUGUAUCUCUGUUUCUCAUAAGACAUCAUCACUACUCACAUGAAGAUCGAAAAUCCUGGGACAGCGACGGAGCCACAUACUAUAUAAUCUCCGAGGCUUGUGUCAUGUUCCUGCACUACCCUGUGUGAGUGGUUGUCACACUGUUUUUACUACGGUGGAUUUAGUACAAAUAAGUCAUUCAUUCAUAUAUUAUACAUACAUAUACAAAAAAAAUCUUACCUUCUAGUAUACAACCUACUAGUAACUGGAAAGUAAAUAUUGAUAUACAAAAUUCUUUUCGGAAAAACAACAAUGAUACCUAUAUUUUUAUCAGGGCUCAUUAACGGUGUUUCUUAGUAAUGGAAAUAGGAAAUGAUAGCUGACUGGAAAGAAAGGCCAUUUUUCGAGUUUCUUCUUUCCCUAUAAGUCUGUAACCCUCGUCGCCACCUUUAAGUGCUAUGUCUCCCGGAGCCUCGCCGGACGGGUGGGCGACGGUGUCUCCCUGGGAGCUCCGUGAGAACUGACCCGCCGCCGCCUGGGCUGAGGAGCCACUAGGAGCUGCAGUUCUUUCUUCUCGUCAUUAACUCCCGGGCAGGUGUUGACAAGGGUGCUGUGCCUUUAGCUUUCACCAAGGUCAAAUAAUUUUAUUAAACUUUAUUAUUCCCUUUAUAAAGAAACCACCACUUGUGAAAAUCAAGAUAUAUAUACAUAUAACAAAUAUAUAUAUAUGCAUAUAUUUUCCAUAUAUGUAUAUAGAUAUAAUGAUAUGCAUAUAUAAUCCUACAAACAAGCUUUGCUGUUGCACUGGGGUGUUGUUUGAUUCUUGUCCUUUCUCUCAGUUAGCUUCCCCGUGUCUCUGACAUUCUGUGUUGUUGUUUCACAUCAUGAAUUUAUGAUGCUUUUCAAGUCCAUAGUAUUCCAUAUGAUAAUUAUAUUAUAGAAUCAAAGUUUUUGCCUAUGUAUCUGCAAAGUUAGGAUAUAGGGACGUUGUCCACACCGGAAAGGUCACAACCAAUGUUACUUAUUUUCAUUAAGAAUAUAAAAGUGAAAAUAUAAAUAAAUAUAUAUAUAAAUAUAUAUACAUGUAAAAAAAGUCCAGUACCGUAUCUCUUUCUGAAGAUCAUUAAUAUGUAACCGACGCGUACUCUAGGUUUACUUGUUACCAUUGUUAAGUACUACUUUUAUAUGAAAAGAGAAACACAUGAUUUUCUAUACCGACGGGCGGGACAGGGUCGGCCGCCACACACACAGCGCUGUCCUGUAUAUACCGUGGGCACCGCUGUUCGUCUACAUACCUCUGAUAUAGGUUACUCGAGCGCGCGUAUUUUCUAGGUGAGGUGGCGCUGCCCUCCCCUGUGCCGGCCCUGCGCGCCCGUCGUAUGGCUGGGAUGUUGUAAUGGUUUCCAACACUCGUCUUGCUGCUCUGUUACCUGACGGUGUGACGGGCGGGGCGGUGCAGCUGAUGGAACCUCACUCACUUCCUCAUACUCACUGACUCACCUUCUCACACCCCUUCCCACGACACUCACUCGUCUUGUCUCCACGCACCCUUUUCUCACCUCACUCCUCACACACACCUCCGUCACAUACAUCUUUUCACACAUUCACUUUCUCCAAGUAAUUUCUCCUGUACUCACCUUCUCCACCCUCACUUUCCUCACUUAAUUGCCUCACUUCACCUAACCCACUCACCCGCCUUCCUCAUACCUUCACGUUUCCCACCCAGCCAGUCUCUCUCUCUCUCUCUCUCUCUCUCUCUCUCUCUCUCUCUCUCUCUCUCUCUCUCUGCUCGUUGUAUCAUUGUUACAUUUACCUUUUAAUCGUAUGAAUAGGUACCCCUUCUCUGCAGAACUGUAUAAAGAUUAUGUUCAAUUGGUGGUUACUUGAAACUUGUUUAUUAUACUCAAAAUUACAUUCCAAUAGUUGUUUUUGUAACAUGAUCAACUUCAUGCCACGGGACUUCUCCGAGGUUUGCUCAGGGCAGACUUCAGUUUAUGGAAUGUUACACACUCUUUAUUCAGUUAGUUAAUGAGUAAUUUAAUAAGUUAAUUAUAUUUUUGCUCUCAUCUUAUAUUUCUUUACAUAUUCAUCUGUAUUGGAUAUGCAUUUUUCCAUCUAUUUGUUUAUUUGUUUGUUUAUUCAUUUAUUUGGCCUCAUAUAAUUACACGAUUGAUUUUGUUUGCUGCAUUCAUUUAUCAAGUAAAUGUUUCAGUUUAUGGUUAAGUUGUUCUCUGCUCUCACCCUCCUCAUUCCUUUUAAUUCUCCUGUCCCCUCUAAGAAGCUUUCCCAUCAGCUGAUUGCUUACGUCAUCCUGUGUUCUUACAAUGACGUCAUUGUUAAUAAUGACGACGCUGACAUUUGACGUGGCAAAUAUAUGUCUCCUUUUGUAUA
This is a messenger RNA of Scylla paramamosain (green mud crab), 6221 nucleotides long. RefSeq names its product small conductance calcium-activated potassium channel protein-like (gene SK). NCBI's taxonomy places the organism in Eukaryota, Metazoa, Arthropoda, Malacostraca, Decapoda, Portunidae. Gene Ontology annotation, biological process: potassium ion transmembrane transport. The coding region runs from base 355 to 2142 and encodes 595 amino acids. Gene Ontology annotation, molecular function: calmodulin binding; small conductance calcium-activated potassium channel activity. The record is from RefSeq and is a predicted model, not a curated record. The transcript has 10 exons. Gene Ontology annotation, cellular component: neuron projection; plasma membrane; neuronal cell body.